AAUCAACGGAUACAUUUUGGAUAAACUGAAUUUAUUCGUUUCAAUUCACCUUUUCCCAUCUAUAAAUUCCCCUUCUUUCCUUCCCCAUUUUCCACAAACACAAGAACGUAACCCCAUUCCAAAUCCAUCAUCAACAAUCAAAACAUGUCGGGAUUCAUCGAGAAAAUUGGCGAGAAGCUCCACAUUGGAGGCGAUCACAAGGGAGAGCACCACGACGCUCACAAGGGUGAGCAUCACGACGAACACAAGAAGCACGAGAAGAAAGAGGAGCACCAUGGAGAAGGGCACAAGGAAGGGAUAAUUGAGAAGAUCAAGGAUAAGAUCCAUGGGGGGGAUGGUCAUCAUGACGAGAAAGGGGAGAAGAAGAAGAAGGAGAAGAAGAAGAAGGGUGAGCACGGCCACGAACACCACGGCGGAGAUAGCAGCAGCGAUAGCGAUAGCGAUUGAUGGAUCAGAUCAGCUCGGAAUCAUUAAUUAAGAGGUAGAUUGUGUUCCGAUCGCGUGUGUUGUGUGUUUAGUAUAAUAAUAAUAAUCUCAUGACUCCCUUUUGGUUCAAUCCCUCUGUUUCCGAUCUACGUUUUUUUGUUUUUAAUGUAAGAUUGUUAUGUACUGUAUGUGUGGUGUAUAAUAAAGAUUAAGAGAUUUUAUAUGA
Cucumis melo (muskmelon) is the source of this 652-nucleotide messenger RNA. Its product is annotated as protein SRC1. NCBI's taxonomy places the organism in Eukaryota, Viridiplantae, Streptophyta, Magnoliopsida, Cucurbitales, Cucurbitaceae. Gene Ontology annotation, molecular function: metal ion binding. The record is from RefSeq and is a predicted model, not a curated record. Bases 145 to 447 code for a protein of 100 amino acids. The transcript has a single exon.